This is a messenger RNA of Jaminaea rosea, 2710 nucleotides long. RefSeq lists its product as hypothetical. The transcript is spliced from 2 exons. Gene Ontology annotation, biological process: retrograde transport, endosome to Golgi; endocytic recycling; Golgi to vacuole transport. Gene Ontology annotation, molecular function: syntaxin binding. NCBI's taxonomy places the organism in Eukaryota, Fungi, Basidiomycota, Exobasidiomycetes, Microstromatales. The record is from RefSeq and is a predicted model, not a curated record. Bases 56 to 2638 code for a protein of 860 amino acids. Gene Ontology annotation, cellular component: GARP complex.
AUCUCGAGAAGCGGCCCGUUGUCAUUCUCCCGUUCUCGUUCCUGAUCGCGUGAGCAUGGCAGAGUCACAGGCCUCGUCGUCCAAGGCGCCGCCGCCAGUAGCCGCUACAUCGGACAUCGGAGCCUCGGCAGAGCAGCUCAAGUCACUUCUCGCUGCCAGCGAUGUCCCCGACAUCCGGUCCCUAGUCGAGCAGCAUCUACAUCAGAAUUAUACCUCACGCGAAGCAGAGCGUCGCACCUUCCUCAGUAGCGCCCCAACCUACCUCUCCCUCCACAGCGACAUCCAGGCAAGCCUCUCCGCACUCGACUCCCUUUCGUCCUUCCUCACGACUUUCUCUGAUGACCUCGGGGCUGUCUCUCAUCAAAUUUCGACACUGAAGCAGCGUAGUGCUCACCUAGACGAGGAGCUGAGGAGGAAGCGAGAGCAGGAAGAGCCGUUAGCCCGGCUGCUGGAUAGGGGUCUGGUACUGAACCCGAAGGUCGUGGAGAAGAUCUUUGACAGCGAGCCUGAUCAGAGCUGGAAAGGAGCGAUCAGGGAGUUGGAGAGGAGUAUCGAGGCGAGCAGGAGGCCAUUGGAUCAAAUGGCGAACAGCAGGCCGAGUGCGGCGAGGAGGCCGAGUAGCGGACCCAUCCCGCCCACGGGGAGAAGGACAUCGACGACGGCGAGCAAUGGGCCUGACCCUACCUCCGACACAAGCCAGGAUGCCAGCCUAGCAGAAGCCGCCCGCAUCGCCGAAGCCUGCAAGGCCAUGGCCGCCAGCAAGCUGCGCAGCUACCUCAUCUCGCCCUUCCAGCUCAUGCGGACCUCGGUCACCACCAACCUCCAGGUCCUCCAGACAUCCGUAUUGAUCCCUCAUCACCAGCCGCUCUACGCCUUCCUCGCUCGUCAGAUGCCCCGCGUCGCAAUCGACGUGCAGAGGGCGUAUGUCACCGCUGCUAGGCUUUACUUUGAGACUGGUUUCAGGCGAUACGCGAGAAGUAUGGGACAGGUCCGCAAGCGUGGAGCCUCGCGCGGCGGUGGCGAUGUUGGGAGCAUCGUAGACACUUCCUCCUCCACGGGAUCAUCCUCAUUCGCUGCACUCGGCGGAUUCCUUGGUGGCUCUUCCUCCUCUUCAGAUCCCAAAGCCGCCGGCGCAGCAGAUCCCUACUUGAUUGAUCCCUCCCGCCUCUCCUAUGCUUCUCUUCCAGACGAGGAUGACGCCCCACCGACCAUCCUGGGCUACAUGGGCGAUGAUACCCAAUUUUCUGCCCCGCCAGAAGCGGUUUUGCGGAGCAUCAGCCUCGUCUUCUUCGACAAUGCUUGCUCAGAAUUCACGUUCCUCGUCAGGUACUUCGAGGCUCUGCAGACCGUCGGUGGUAGCCGGAGGAGGAAGGUACGGCCGAUGGGGCCGCUGAGGACGAGUAGUCGUACAGCAGGAGGGCAAAGGAGUCGGAGUGGAUCGACCACAACUGCAGGGGAUGGGGAUACAACCUUCACCUCCUCACGAGCAGAUGAGACAAUCGACGAGGAAGACAGCGAAGUCGACCCCUCUGAAUCUGCCUCUGUAGCUCAAGGUGUCGAAGACGAGCUUGUCGAAGAAGACGAGAUCGAUCACUCCAACGACCCAACCAAUCUCGUCCAACUCUCCAAGCGCGAACAAGCACUCCUCCAAGGUAGAGGGGCCUCUGCUGAGCUCUUCAGGAAGGUCUUUGAGCCUGUCGUCGGGACGUGGCUCAACUUCUGUCGGGCGGUACUGCACGGUAGCUCGACGAACACGAAGGCCGUCGCAUCUGCGUCAACACCGGCGUCAGGCGGUGGAGCAGGUGGUGGAGCAGGCCAAGCUGCGAGCGCAGCCCUCGGUGGCGCCUCUACCUCGUACCCGCCGCUCGGCCUCAUGCCCCUCCUUAUCUCUCUGCGCCUUAUAGACCGGCUCCUCGCCCUCGCAGAAGAAAGAGGAGCAGGCGCAGUGCUUACUGGUCCCUUGUUGCAGUUCAAGAUGGAAGCCUGGCCUUUGGCGCAGAGGAGGUUCACGAGCGAGAUAGACGCAGUGGCACGUCUUGCCGGCGCUGGUGCUGCAUCAUCUUCAGCAGGGUCAGGAUGGUUCUCCAGCUUUGGCCUGGGAGGCAGUAGCGGUGCUGCAGGAGAAGUCAAGCCCCUUCCCGACUCUACAGUUGUCCUCAUCGCGGGACGUUACGCUGCCCUCUUCUCGCAGGUGGCUGCAUUGGUUUCCGUGCCUCUGUCUUCACAGCAGCGUCAGACUGCGGCCGCAGCAGAGCCCGAUGAGUCUAUGGACUCGACGAUCACGACGACGACGACGACAGCGAACGGCGCUGGGCAAGAACAACAAGACCCCUCAAGCACGAUGCUCUCCUCUUCCCUGGUCAGGCUACGCACCGCGCUGGUGGACGUCGUGGUAUCGCAGAGCAAGCUCGCAGCUCCCACUUCGUCGACAACGGCCGCAGCGCCGAGCAGCGCUGGCUCAAGGAAACAGAGGCUCGUCGAAAGCGUGGUGCGAAGGGUGCGCGAGGAGCUUGAAGGCACCGCUGCGAACGCUGGUGAGGGCGCAAAGCUUCUGCACAAGGGGAGAGCCUCGAGUAGGACGAUGCGUGAGGUCAGCUGGUGGAGGGAGUGGGAGAGAGGACAGCUCAGUGGGCCAUAGAUGUCAUGUCAGGCGAGGGGAUCGCGGGAUGUGAAUGAUAUUGCAUUUCGCAAAAAGAGCAACGACAGCAUA